CCCGCUCCUCUUCUUCCCCACAUCCACCACCACCCACCAUGUCCGAGUCGAAGAUCACUGCCAUCCUGUCCGUGUACGACAAGACGGGCCUCGUCGAGUUUGCGCGCGGGCUGAGCGAGCGCGGCGUGCGCCUGCUCGGCUCGGGCGGCACGGCCAAGCUGGUGCGCCAGGCGGGCAUCGAGAUUGGCGACGUCUCGGACAUUACCAAGGCGCCCGAGAUGCUCGGCGGCCGCGUCAAGACGCUGCACCCCGCCGUGCACGGCGGCAUCCUCGCGCAGCUGGGCAAGGAGAGCGACGUCGCCGACCUCGCCUCGGCCGGCUUUGCGCCCAUCUCGAUUGUCGUGUGCAACCUGUACCCGUUUGAGGAGACAAUUGCGCGCGAGGGCGCCACGCUCGCGCAGGCCGUCGAGGAGAUCGACAUUGGCGGCGUCACGCUGCUGCGCGCCGCGGCCAAGAACCACGAGCGCGUGAGCAUCCUCUCGGACCCGCGCGACUACGAGGCGUUCCUGGCGAGCUUUGGCGAGGGCAGCGCCGAGCUGCGCAACCGCCUGGCCUUGAAGGCGUUCACGCACACGGCCGCCUACGACGCCGCCAUCAGCGACUACUUCCGGCAGCAGUACGCCUCGGGCCAGGCUGCGCAGGUGCAGCAGCUGCCGCUGCGCUACGGCGCGAACCCGCAUCAGAAGCCGGCGCAGGCGUUUGUCACGGAGGGCGCCAUGCCGAUCACGACACUGUCUGGCUCGCCGGGCUACAUCAACCUGCUCGACAGCCUCAACGCCUACGCCCUCGUGCGCGAGCUCGCCGAGGCCACCGGCCUGCCCGCCGCGACGUCGUUCAAGCACGUCUCGCCCGCGGGCGCCGCCAUCGGCGUGCCGCUCUCGGCCGUCGAGGCGCAGGCGUGCUUCGUCGACGACCUCGGCGAGCUCUCGCCGCUGGCGUCGGCCUAUGCGCGUGCCCGCGGCGCCGACCGCAUGAGCUCGUUUGGCGACAUUAUCGGUCUCUCGCACGUGUGCGACGCGCAGACGGCGCGCAUCAUCGGCCGCGAGGUCAGCGACGGCGUGAUUGCGCCGGGCUACGAGCCGGCGGCGCUCGAGAUUCUCAAGAAGAAGAAGGGCGGCAAGUACUGCGUGCUGCAGAUGGACGCCGCCUUCCAGCCGGGCACCAUCGAGACGCGCCAGGUGUACGGCGUGUCGCUGCAGCAGCGCCGCAACGACGUCAAGAUUGAGCCGUCGCUCUUCACCAACCUCGUGUCGGCCAAGAAGGACGUGCCCGAGCAGGCCAAGCUCGACAUGAUCGUCGCCACGCUCGCGCUCAAGUACACGCAGUCGAACUCGGUCUGCUACGCGCUCAACGGCCAGGUCAUCGGCCUCGGCGCCGGCCAGCAGAGCCGCAUCCACUGCACGCGCCUCGCGGGCAACAAGGCGGACAACUACUGGCUGCGCCAGCACCCGCGCGUGCUCGCGCUGCCCUUCAAGAAGGGCACCAAGCGCCCCGAGAAGAGCAACGCGAUCGACCUCUUCGUCGAGGGCGUGCUCGACGGCGACGAGAUGCAGGGCACGCAGGAGCGCACCGAGUGGGAGGCCGUGUUCGAGCAGGUGCCCGCGCCGCUGAGCAAGGCCGAGCGCGCGGAGCAUGCCAAGGCGCUCACGGGUGUGGUGUGCAGCUCGGACGCCUUUUUCCCCUUCCCUGGUGACAUCCACCGCGCCGCCCGCAGCGGCACCUCGUACAUCGCCGCGCCCGGCGGCAGCGUCAUGGACGACGCGUGCGUGCAGGCCGCCGACGCGCACGGCAUCGUCGUCGCGCGCACGACGCUGCGUCUCUUCCACCACUAGACCACAG
Molecule: messenger RNA, 1839 nt
Organism: Tilletiopsis washingtonensis
Lineage: Eukaryota; Fungi; Basidiomycota; Exobasidiomycetes; Entylomatales
Product: AICARFT/IMPCHase bienzyme
Exons: 5
Coding region: 39-1832 (597 amino acids)
Biological process (GO): 'de novo' IMP biosynthetic process
Cellular component (GO): cytosol
Molecular function (GO): IMP cyclohydrolase activity; phosphoribosylaminoimidazolecarboxamide formyltransferase activity
Source: RefSeq, a predicted model, not a curated record